This is a messenger RNA of Lycium barbarum (goji berry), 2548 nucleotides long. RefSeq names its product receptor-like protein kinase HSL1. Gene Ontology annotation, molecular function: ATP binding; protein kinase activity; protein binding. The coding region runs from base 110 to 2386 and encodes 758 amino acids. Gene Ontology annotation, biological process: protein phosphorylation. The transcript has 2 exons. NCBI's taxonomy places the organism in Eukaryota, Viridiplantae, Streptophyta, Magnoliopsida, Solanales, Solanaceae. The record is from RefSeq and is a predicted model, not a curated record.
CACUAUCCAAUCAAAACACUUGAAAAAAAAAAAGAGACUAUAGAGAAUGGGAGAGCUAGUACUAUAGUAAUAUACUCCAGAAAAAAGGGAUAAUCAAACAAAAGGAGCCAUGAAAAUUAACAAUAUUCGUGUAGUAAAAUCUAUAUUUUCAAUUCCCAGGAAACAAGUUUGCCUUUCCAUUGUUUUCUUACUUGCCUUUCUGCAUUUCCAGGCUGGUUUACAGAGCUACGAAAAUGAGAAGAGAAUUAUGUUGGAGCUGAAGCAACUAUGGGGAUUUCAAUCAUGGAAUUCCAAUUCCUCAUACUGCAAUUGGGAUGCUGUAAGCUGCAUAAAUGGUUCUGUCACAGGCAUCCGUAUUGUAGGGGGGCAACUUACUAGAAUUCCACCAAUUAUAUGUAGACUGAAAAGCCUACAAUGGAUAAUCCUGAAGGGCAACAACAUCAUAGGAGAAUUUCCUACCUAUUUGUACAAUUGCUCAAAGCUGGAAUAUCUUGAUCUUUCUUCGAAUCAAUUCGAUGGACCACUGCCUAGCGACCUUCAUCGCUUGUCGGGGCUUAUCCAUUUAGAUAUUUCUGAAAACAGCUUCAGUGAGAUCCCAGGAGCCAUAGGUCAGCUUUCUGAAUUGCAAUAUCUUUCUCUUAGGUUUAAUCUUUUCAACAAUUCGAUCCCCCGAGAAAUUGGAAAUUUAACAAAGCUUGAGACUUUGGAUAUAUCCUAUAUUGAGAGGUUUAAGCAAGCAACAAUUCCAGAGGAAUUAGGAAGACUGAAGAAGUUGAAACACCUCAUGAUUGUACGGUCAAAUUUGAUAGGGGAGAUUCCGGAUACAUUUUCCGCUCUUUCAGGUCUCCAAACCUUGGAUCUCUCAGCGAAUUUAUUAAAUGGGUCGAUCCCAAGCUACUUAUUUCAUUGGAAGAAUUUAACCUCUCUUCAGUUGGAGGGUAACCAAUUUUCAGGUAGGUUACCGAUGUUGGCUGCAAAUGUACAAUUGAUGGGGAAAACUCAGCAAACGUUUUCUAGUCUUUCAGGUCUCGAAGUCAUUGAUCUCUCGUAUAAUCACCUAAAUGGUUCAAUUCCAAGCUACUUGUUUCUUUUCAAAAAGCUAAAUACUCUGUAUCUGCAUGAUAAUAAAUUUUCUGGGAGUUUACCUAGGAUAGCUGGAAAUUUGAGAUUAAGAACAUUAGAUCUUUCGUCGAAUCAGCUUUCUGGAUAUAUUCCACAAGAAUAUGACAAUAAAGAUUACCUCUUUAGUAAUAAUCUCAAUCUCUGUACCGAAUAUACCAAUUAUUACAAUCAAGUUCGACUAUGUAGUGGAAAAAGAAGAGUUAUUCUUCCCAUUGUGGUCCCUGUUGCACUUUUAGUCAUUGUAACAUUGUUAUACUACAGAGUUAAAAAGAACUGGAAAUUCUCCAUAGACCAAUUCAUGUGGAGGAAGAAAAGGCAUGAGAACCAAGAUCCUGAGUGGAUGUUCAUUUCUUUCCAACGAUUAGAAUUCACAGAAUCCGAAAUUCUGGUGAAUAUGACCGAAGAAAACUUGAUUGGAAGUGGAGGAUCAGGGAAGGUCUAUAGAGUUGGUGUUAAUCCUAAUGGGAACUUUCUGGCAGUUAAGAGAAUAUGGAACAAGAGAAAUUUAGACCACAGGCUUGAGCAACAGUUCCUUGCAGAAGUAGAAGUACUGGGUAGCAUUCGACAUUCCAAUAUUGUGAAGUUGUUAUGCUGCAUUUCUAGUGGAAACUCAAAGGUUUUGGUUUACGAGUACAUGGAAAAUCAAAGCUUAGACAAGUGGCUGCAUAACAAGAGAAGAAGUGAAAAAGCUAUUACUGCUUCAGCACAUUGUGUCUUGGAAUGGCGUACUAGACUGCAAAUUGCAGUUGGAGCUGCCCGAGGUCUAUGCUACAUGCAUCACGAGUGCACCCCACCGAUCAUUCACCGUGACAUUAAGUGCAGUAAUAUCCUUUUAGACCAUGAACUGAAUGCCAAAAUUGCAGAUUUUGGACUGGCUAAGGUUUCAGCUAAGUGGGGAGAGAUGGAGACCGCUUCUGCUAUCGCUGGCACGUUUGGUUACCUUGCUCCAGAAUAUGCAUACACAUCGAAAGUGAGUGUCAAGAGUGAUGUGUACAGUUUUGGUGUGGUGUUAUUGGAGCUGGUUACCGGUAGAGAACCAAUUAAUAGAGACGAGCAUAUAAACCUUGCACAAUGGGCAUGGAAACACCAUGAAGAAGGCAAUCCAAUCAUUAAUGCUAUUGAUGAAGAAAUCAAGGAAGCAUGUUUUUUGAAAGAAAUGAGUUCCAUGUUCAAGUUGGGACUUAUAUGCACUAGUUCUCUGCCUUCUGCUAGGCCUUCCAUGAAGGAAGUUUUGCAAAUUCUAUUACUCAGCGUUACUUGUUAGUUCUUCCUAGCAAUUGGCUGUGAAUCCAAGAUUAUCACUGCUUUUCCAAUCUUUAUUUGUACUGGGAAAUAAAUGUCCAAAUUCUUAGCUGUCCUGUGAACUGAGUAGGUCCUCAUUGUAUCUUCUUUGCCAAUGAAGUGAUAAUUCAACUCUUUUACUUUU